UUAAUUAGUCAGAGAAGGUCAUUAUUGACACCUCAUGACAGGGAUUCCCAUAUAAACCUCCUUUUACAGUGCGGACUGUCAAUUUAAGAGCCUCAUCAACCACUUCGGAAUCAAAUCCGGACCCCUAAAAGACUGCAACAUGUCCUCACGGCCAAUCAGAAUCACCACCGCAGAGUUCACUGCGAGGGGUCACGACCCCAGAAAAACUAGCACAGUUCUGGACCUGACGAGCGGCUGCCAUGACCAGACCUCCAACGGUAUUGAGCGUCCUUCAUCCAAACCCUGGGAAGCAGGACAGCUUCCCAAAGUCCAUUUGCCCACAAAGACCAGCGAGGACAGACGUGGAGAAAUGUCUUCACCGUUCAUCAGCUUACUGAGGUUUCCUGUCCUCUUGCUCUUGCUCUACGGGUUUGUGUGCUCGCUGGACAUCCUAAGCUCUGCUUUCCAACUCGCUGGAGGCAAAGUGGCUGGAGACAUUUUCCAGGACAAUGCCAUCCUAUCCAACCCUGUAGCAGGACUCAUGGUGGGGAUUCUGGUCACGGUUCUGGUCCAGAGCUCCAGUACCUCCACAUCCAUUAUAGUCAGCUUGGUCUCAUCUGGAUUGCUUGAGGUGAAGUCUGCCGUCCCCGUCAUUAUGGGCUCCAACAUCGGCACUUCCGUCACCAACACCAUCGUCGCCCUGAUGCAGGCAGGAGAGAGGAACGAGUUUAAACGAGCGUUCGCAGGGGCGACGAUCCAUGACUGUUUUAACUGGCUGUCGGUGCUGGUUUUGCUGCCGGUGGAGGUGGCGUCUGGUCUGGUGAGUUAUUUGGCCAGAGUCACUGUCAGCAGCUUUCAGCUGCACAGCGGAGAAGAAGCUCCUGAACUGCUGAAGACGCUCACCGAACCCUUCACUAAACUUAUCAUACAACUGGAUAAAUCAGUAAUAACGGGCAUCGCUCUGGGCGAUGAGUCCAUGAGGAAUCACAGCCUCGUGAAAGUCUGGUGCAAGUCCAGCAGCUUUGUGUCCUCAGUGAAUGUGACAGCAGCUGCUGUAAAAAACUGCUCCACUGAACUGCAUUGUGGGAAGGACAGUAAUCUGACCUGGAUCACACAGAAUAUCAGCUCGCAGAUCAACACAGAGAAAUGCCGGCAUCUGUUUGUGGACUCGGGUUUGUCGGACCUGGCGGUGGGGCUCAUUCUGUUAGCCAGCUCUCUGAUGGUGCUGUGCACCUGCCUGCUGCUCAUCGUCAAAGUGCUGAACUCUCUGCUCAAAGGUCAAGUUGCAAAGGUCAUCGAAGGGGUCAUCAACACGGAUUUCCCGUACCCUCUCGGCUGGCUGUCAGGAUAUCUGGCCAUGUUGAUGGGAGCAGGAAUGACCUUUAUCAUCCAGAGCAGCUCUGUGUUCACCUCGGCUAUGACUCCACUCAUAGGCAUCGGUGUGAUAAGUCUCAACAGAGCGUAUCCUUUGACCUUGGGUUCUAACAUUGGCACGACCACCACGGCCAUCCUCGCAGCUCUCGCCAGCCCCAGAGAGAAGCUUCCUGCUGCAUGCCAGAUUGCCUUGUGCCAUUUCUACUUCAAUAUUUUUGGGAUUUUACUGUGGUAUCCGGUCCCGAUCACUCGUCUGCCCAUCCGUAUGGCGUCUGCGCUUGGCGAACGCACUGCCAAGUACCGCUGGUUCGCUGUGCUCUACCUUCUGGCGUGUUUUCUGCUGCUGCCUUGCCUCGUGUUCGGCAUCUCUCUGGCCGGGUGGCAGGCCAUGGUCGGCGUCGGUGCGCCGUUCGCCGCGCUCACCAUCUUCGUCCUCCUGGUCAACCUGAUGCAGUCCCACAGUCCCACGCACCUGCCGAAGACUCUGCGCAGCUGGGACUUUCUCCCGCAGUGGAUGCACUCUCUCAAACCGCUAGACAAGCUCAUCACCAAAACAACGGCGCUGUGCUGCAGCCCGGCUCGACUUAAUGACCCAGAUGUGCUCGUAGUGACUCCAGACACAACAAACAUCAAGCCAGAGUCAAAGAAACAAAGUGAACAGUGGUAUGACAACCCUGCCCUGUCCCUACCUGAAGAGAUUUCCUCAGAGCCCAGAGUGUUUAGACUUAGAGGACUAGAAAGAUGUAACAGCACGCCAUUGUAGAUUCGUAUUCUUUCCAAAAUAAACCAUUAUGGUUUAAAUAGCCUUUUUCAUAUAAUUCUCUAUUCCUAAACCUAGUGAGCUGUCUAUGUAGAAAGCAUUUUAAGGCAGCAUAUGCGUGAAUGCUCCAUCUAAGAUAAUGUUUUGGCCCAAUUGUAAGACAGCAUAUUCAUUCAUGUAGAAGCCAAGCUCAUAAUGCACUGCAACAAGCUCAAGAACAAAUCUGUCCAAGAUGGCAGGCCGAUGUAAUUACAUUUUUUUAUACUUAGAGUUUACAGUGCAUUCAAAAAGUAUUCAGAUCCCCUUUGUUUUUGUCCCCCCAAAUUUUAUGUUCCAGCCUAAUACUACAAUUGUUUAAUAACUUAAACAUCACAUUUACAUAAGUAUUCAGACCCUUUAUUUAGUAUUUAGUUGAAGCACCUAUGACAGAAAUUACAGGUUCAAGUAUUUUUGGGUACGACGGACCAAGCUGUCUGAGGGUCCUUUAGGUGCUGUUUUGCAGAUUCCAAGUGUGUUUUCAUGCGUCUUCAAUGAAGAGAGGAUUGAGUUUGGCUACACCGCCGUUAAGCCCAGAUCUGUGGCGUGUUGAGUGAUGUUUGUCAUGUAGGUUUCUCCCAUCUGCAUAUGAUCACGGAGCUCAACUAGAAUCAUCAUCAGUUUCUAGACAAGGCCCUUCUUCAUCAGUUGUUCCUUUUUGCUAGGCGACCAGCUCUUGAAAGAUUCCUAGUUGUGCCAAAUGUUUAUAAAAUAUGUUUGAGGUUUAUGAAAAGCCACUGUGCUCUUGGGAACCUUCAGCGCAGCAGAAAUGUUUUGUAGCCUUUCCCAGAUCUGUGCCUCGAUACAAUCUUGUCUCUGAGCUCUGCAUGCAGUUCUUUUCGUUCUCACUCUGAUAUGCAUUGUCAGCUGUGAGGCCUUUUGUGGAGAGGUGUGUAUACGUUUCCGAAUCAUGUCCAAUCAAUUUCAUUUACCACAGGUGGACUCCAGUCAAUGUGUAGAAACAAUCACAGCAAUGAUCAAGUGAAAUGGCACCUGAGCUUGAUUUCAAGUGUUGUUGGAAAAUACUUACGCUGAAUACGUAUGUAAAUGUGAUAUUUCAGUUUUUCAAUAAAUUUACAGACAUUUCUAAAAUUCUGUUUUCACUUUAUCAUUAUGAGGUAAGGAGUGUAGAUCAAUGAGAGAGAAAAAAAAAUUGUAUCAGACUGCAACAUAACAAAACAGUGAAGAGGGUCUGAAUACUUUCUGAAUGCACUGUAUAUAUCCAGAUUUAAAUGCUGCAUUUAUUUGAUAAAAACAGUAAUAUUGUGAAAUAUUUCUUCUUCCUGUUAAUACUUCAGAAAUCAUUCUGCUGCUCAAGAAACAUUUGUUUCUUCAAAAUUUAAUGUAGAUCACUAGGUUUUGGAACAGAUGCUCAGUUUUACAUCUGGUGCUUAUUCAAAUUCUAAAUGCACUUUUUGAGAAAAUUAGUCUAAUUGUACUCACAAUAACAUUUUCACAAUAGGUUAAGAGAAUUAAAUGAAGCUUCAGCUCAAGGCCAUUGUGUCUCUGAAGAAUCUGGGUGAAGGUCUUGUUGUUUUGUCCUGCAGUCAUGCAUGAAUGUUUAUUAUCUGCAGCACUAUGUAAAUCUCGCUGAAUAAGCAGUUUGAAAGUCUGCAUCGACAGAUGGGAUCUGUAUGGCACCAACAUAAUAACUUAGGGCCAUUCCAGCAUUAAAUAAACAAAUAGUUUGCUUUUUAAUUUCGUUGCAGGAUGUCAAUGUUAAAAUGGAGAGUAUUAUUGGAAAAUAGUUUCAAUUAAGUAUUAAACCCAUCUCCAGUGUUUUGUAUUAAAUGUAAUUUUAAAGCACAUACUUAGCUCUAGAAAAGUGUUUUGAUUUAUCCAAUAAUUUGAUUUAUCCAAUGAUAAACACUAAGAAUGUAUUGAAUACUUCUUCAUACAGCCAAAAACGCAAUAUUAUAGAAAAAAUGUUUAAGAACGGACAU
Molecule: messenger RNA, 4092 nt
Organism: Puntigrus tetrazona (Sumatra barb)
Lineage: Eukaryota; Metazoa; Chordata; Actinopteri; Cypriniformes; Cyprinidae
Gene: slc34a1a
Product: solute carrier family 34 member 1a
Exons: 13
Coding region: 140-2116 (658 amino acids)
Biological process (GO): intracellular phosphate ion homeostasis; sodium-dependent phosphate transport
Cellular component (GO): apical plasma membrane; brush border; vesicle
Molecular function (GO): sodium:phosphate symporter activity
Source: RefSeq, a predicted model, not a curated record